Messenger RNA from Oncorhynchus tshawytscha (Chinook salmon), 1890 nucleotides. RefSeq names its product zinc finger protein OZF-like. The transcript is spliced from 2 exons. Bases 244 to 1683 code for a protein of 479 amino acids. Lineage: Eukaryota; Metazoa; Chordata; Actinopteri; Salmoniformes; Salmonidae. Gene Ontology annotation, molecular function: DNA-binding transcription factor activity, RNA polymerase II-specific; RNA polymerase II cis-regulatory region sequence-specific DNA binding. Gene Ontology annotation, biological process: regulation of transcription by RNA polymerase II. The record is from RefSeq and is a predicted model, not a curated record.
GCUCCUUCAACAACAACAGCUUGUCAGACACCUCCGUAGCUUUCUAGCAAACACAGCUACAACAUUCACGCUCUUUACACUGUUUUUGGUGUAUAUUAGUCGCUGUGUAUUAAACACACUUCUGUCGUACGUACUUGUUGACCCAUUUAAUUAUAUAUUUACGUUGUUUGUCAGCUAGCUGGUUUGCUAAGUUAGCUUAGAACUAGGCUAGUCGCUAAUGCUAGCUGGCUAACAUCUCCGACCAUGAGUUCACUAAGCUACUCUCUUCCCGAUAAAGAAGAGGAGGUUUGCUGGACGGAGAAAGAAGCUCUCAUCAAAGAGGAGGAGGAAGAGAAAUAUGUUACUAUACAAAAACAAGUAGAGGGUGAGGCUGUUACUGUGAAAGAAGAAGAGAAAGACGUUUCAGUGAAAGAAGAGGAAGACACGUUCAGAGUGAAAGAGGAGGGUGCAUUUUUUGGAGUGAAAGAGGAGGAGGGGGAGAUUACUGUCACAUUGGAGGAAGAAGAGGAGGUUGGAGAUCUGUUUAACACCAGAGAGAGACGGGACUAUCGUGGAUCCUCUGGGAAGCCUCAACAACCUUAUGAUGCUGAAGAGGCAGAGAAGAGUCUCUCCAGAUCAGAACACCUCAAUAAACACCUGCAGAGAUCCACAGGGAGGAGAACUCAUUGCUGCUCUGACUGUGGGAAGAGAUUCACGUCAUCAGGCAUUAAAAUGCACCAGAGAACACACAAAGGAGAGAAAUCGUAUAGCUGUGUUCAAUAUGGGAAGAGUUUUGGUGGAUCUGGCUCUCUGACUGUACACCAGAGAACACACACAGGAGAGAAAUCGUAUAGCUGUGUUCAAUGUGGGAAGAGUUUUGGUGGAUCUGGCUCUCUGACAGUGCACCAGAGAACACACACAGGAGAGAACCCUUUCAGCUGUGGUCAUUGUGGGAAGAGAUGCACUACAUCUGGCCAUCUAACUAUACACCAGAGAACACACACAGGAGAGAAACCUUAUAGCUGUGGUCAAUGUGGUAAGAGUUUUGGUCAAUCUGGAGAGCUCACAGUGCACCAGAGAACACACACAGGAGAGAAACCUUAUAUCUGUGUUCAAUGUGGGAAGAAUUUUGGUCGAUCUGGCUCUCUGACAGUGCAUCAGAGAACACACACAGGAGAGAAACCUUACUGCUGUGAUCAAUGUGGGAAGAGAUGUACUACAUCUGGCAAUCUAACUCUACACCAGAGAGCACAUACAGGAGAGAAACCUUAUACCUGUGGUCAAUGUGGGAAGAGUUUUGCUGCAUCUAGCACUCUGACUCAACACCAGAGAACACACACAGGAGAGAAACCUUACAGCUGUGUUCAAUGUGGGAAGAGUUUUGCUGCAUCUAGCACUCUGACUCUACACCAGAGAACACACACAGGAGAGAAAUCUUACAGCUGUGUUCAAUGUGGGAAGAGUUUUAGUCAAUCUUGCCAUCUGACUCUACACCAGAGAACACACACUGGAGAGAAACCGUAUAGCUGUAAUCAAUGUGGGAAGAGCUUUACUCAGCUAAACAGCCUGAUAUUGCACCAGAGAACACACACAGGAGAGAAACCUUACAGUUGUGUUCAAUGUGGGAAGAGUUUUCGUCAAUCUUGCCAUCUGACUCUACACCAGAGAACACACACAGGAGAGAACUCAUCAGAAAAUACAUGAAGGAGUUGUUUCAUGAUAUCAAUGAAAUAAUUUCACAAUGUAGAAUGUUUUUAACAUUGUAUUUGGAGUAUUUUAAGGUAUUUCACAAUGUAGAAUCCUAAAAGUUUGCCCCCUGUUCUAUUGAUUUCACCAUGAUAUGGAUAUUAGCCUUGGGAAAAAUCCAGGCUCUGAAUUGAAAGAGUACUAUUUAUGUGAUUUAACAAAAAG